AACCAUAGAUUGUGAAUGGGCAAAACAAGUUUAGAUCUGCGAUUAAGUAGCUCAGUGAACCCCAAAUGGAGGGACAAGAGUUGCUCAGGAGGAUAACGGGGUUUCAGGGAUGUGCCCGUGGGUAUUUGGUAAGGAAGGAGAUGAGGAGUGUCCAGGUGGAGUUUGAGGACAUUGUGAGAGAAAUAGAUGGAGACGUGGAUCAUCUUGAGUGGAGGGGCAGUUUCCUUCCCAUACCCCAUUUUCACGAUGAUGAUUACGACAAUCCAUUACAGACCAUUCUAAAAGUUCAAUCAAAGGGCAAAGCUGAGAGGCCAGUGAUGCUGGAGGAGCCGAAUGGAGAGAGUGAUGUAUGCCAACCAGUUACUGAAGUCCUGGUGCCUGAGAGAGAUGAAACACAGAAUACCAUACCGGCGAACGUCUCGAGAGAGCCUUCCUGUCCAGUAGGGGCAGACAGAGAAAAGGAAGAGAGCAUGUUGGGUGAGGAGGGCAUGACUGACACAUCCUCUGCUUGGAGCAGCGUGGACAUGAGCUACAGCAGCCUGGUUCUAAAAGGGUCUCAAAUACGUUCACUUGCCAGAGAUGUAGCCCACACUCCUGAAGCCCUGCAGCUGCACAGAAAAAGUUUAGCCAUGGAGUUACUCUGGCUCCAACAAGCCAUUGCCAGCAGGAAGAAAUAUCUAACACUGAAACAGAAACUGCAGACUUCAGAGUGAUAGAAGAGUGAUAGAAGACCAUA
Molecule: messenger RNA, 736 nt
Organism: Chanos chanos (milkfish)
Lineage: Eukaryota; Metazoa; Chordata; Actinopteri; Gonorynchiformes; Chanidae
Gene: iqcc
Product: IQ motif containing C
Exons: 5
Coding region: 66-713 (215 amino acids)
Source: RefSeq, a predicted model, not a curated record